AGAGAGAGAGAAAAGGAGAAGUAUCUGUUUGUGCAGAGAGUUGUGAAGUUGACAGAGUGAGGACCUGCCCCAAGAGAGGCUUGGAGGUUCCCACCUCUGGAAGCUCCACAGGACUCAGGAAGGGGACAGCUCCCGCCAGGUGCGGGGUGCACACUGAGAAUGCCGCGCUCCUUCCUGGUGAAGAGCAAGAAGGCCCACACCUACCACCAGCCCCGUGUGCAGGAGGAUGGCCUGCUCUGGCCUCCUGUGCACACCCCUGAGGCCCGGGAGCAGGUCCUGAGCAGUGGCCUUCUCCUCAGCACCCUCUUCCCAAGCCAGGGCCUGGAUUGGCCCAACCCCAAGCAGAAACCAAAGCUGGAGCAGGACCAGAGCUUGGCCAGGGCAGUUGCACCCCCAGAGGGCCCUGUUGUGAUGUCCCGAGCCCAGGAUGGGGAUUCGCCACUCUCCGACUCACCUCCGUUCUACAAGCCCAGCAUCUCCUGGGACACCCUGACCUCGUCCUACAGCCACAGCUACCCACAAGCCCCCUCCACCAUGCAGUCCGCCUUCCUAGAGCGCUCCGUCAGCCUGUACGGCAGCCCCCUGGUGCCCAGCGCUGAGCCCCCCUUGGACUUCAGCCUCCACUACUCCCCCAGCAUGGAGGCGUAUCAUUGCAUCAAGUGCAACAAGGUGUUCUCCACCCCUCACGGGCUCGAGGUGCAUGUGCGGCGUGCCCACAGUGGGACCCGGCCCUUUGCCUGUGACAUCUGUGGCAAAACCUUCGGCCAUGCCGUAAGCCUGGAGCAGCACACGCAUGUCCACUCCCAGGAGCGCAGCUUCCAGUGCCGCAUGUGUGGCAAGUCCUUCAAGCGCUCGUCCACGCUGUCCACCCACCUGCUCAUCCACUCAGACACACGGCCCUACCCCUGCCAGUUCUGCGGCAAGCGCUUCCACCAGAAGUCCGACAUGAAGAAGCAUACCUACAUCCACACCGGUGAGAAGCCGCACAAGUGUCAGGUGUGCGGGAAGGCCUUCAGCCAGAGCUCCAACCUCAUCACCCACAGCCGCAAGCACACAGGCUUCAAGCCCUUCAGCUGUGAGCUGUGCGCCAAGGGCUUCCAGCGCAAGGUGGAUCUGCGCCGGCACCGAGAGAGCCAGCACAAUCUCAAGUGA
Messenger RNA from Otolemur garnettii (small-eared galago), 1152 nucleotides. RefSeq names its product growth factor independent 1B transcriptional repressor (gene GFI1B). NCBI's taxonomy places the organism in Eukaryota, Metazoa, Chordata, Mammalia, Primates, Galagidae. The coding region runs from base 160 to 1152 and encodes 330 amino acids. The transcript has 7 exons. The record is from RefSeq and is a predicted model, not a curated record. Gene Ontology annotation, molecular function: DNA-binding transcription factor activity, RNA polymerase II-specific; RNA polymerase II cis-regulatory region sequence-specific DNA binding. Gene Ontology annotation, biological process: regulation of transcription by RNA polymerase II. Gene Ontology annotation, cellular component: nucleus.